Amborella trichopoda is the source of this 897-nucleotide messenger RNA. RefSeq names its product NAC domain-containing protein 21/22. Lineage: Eukaryota; Viridiplantae; Streptophyta; Magnoliopsida; Amborellales; Amborellaceae. Gene Ontology annotation, biological process: regulation of DNA-templated transcription. The record is from RefSeq and is a predicted model, not a curated record. Gene Ontology annotation, molecular function: DNA binding.
AUGAGUUUGAAGGGUAUUGAGGGCAAGCUUCCUCCAGGGUUCAGGUUUUACCCUAGGGAUGAUGAGUUAGUGUGCUACUAUUUGUGUAAUAAGGUUGAGAAGUUGCCAUCCUUGUGCACCAUGGUUGAGGUUGAUCUGCACAACUGUGAGCCAUGGGAGUUGCCUGAUGCUGCUGAAUUGAGUCCAAAGGAGUGGUACUUCUUCACCAUCCGUGAUCGAAAAUAUGCGACCGGCUUCCGCAUGAACCGGGCGACUUCAGCCGGAUACUGGAAGGCCACUGGAAAGGACCGACCCGUGAUUGAGGAUGCAACACAGUCUCCAGUCGGGAUGAGAAAAACGUUGGUUUUCUAUCGAGGCCGAGCGCCGAAUGGGUGCAAAACAGAUUGGGUUAUGCAUGAGUUCCGGCUCGACAACUCAGAGUUCCCUCCUAAGGAGGAUUGGGUUCUAUGCAAAGUGUUCCACAAAAAUAGAGGAGAACAUGUUAAAGUUAGCAUGGAUAUGGGAAAGGGAAAUGGACAUAUGGGUUGCCCUUGCAUCCCUGGGUACUCUUAUUCAUCUCCAAAUUUGGAGCAAGAUCUGCUAAACCUAGAUGGGUGUCACCAAGUCUCAUGCUUCUCCAAUCUCUCAUGCCCACUAGAGGAAACUCCAAAUACCCAGCUAAAUUUAGCUGAGCUCCACUAUAAUUUCAUGGAGUUUGCACAAUUGGAAGACCCAAUGCUAUGCAAUGAGAUAGUCCCCUAAAAUGGACGCAAAUUCUAGUUCAUAAUAUGGGUUUCUCUGAAACUACCAGUCCUGGCUUUAGUUAGAAAUCAUCUUCUAUAUUUUGGAGGCAAGAUUGGCCUUUGUACAUAAAUUAUUCAAUUAUUCUGAAUUUGGUGUACAUGAUGCCUUGUUGUA